This is a messenger RNA of Alternaria conjuncta, 3522 nucleotides long. RefSeq names its product Topoisomerase 1-associated factor 1 (gene TOF1). The record is from RefSeq and is a predicted model, not a curated record. Lineage: Eukaryota; Fungi; Ascomycota; Dothideomycetes; Pleosporales; Pleosporaceae. The transcript is spliced from 4 exons. Gene Ontology annotation, molecular function: DNA binding. Gene Ontology annotation, cellular component: replication fork protection complex. The coding region runs from base 1 to 3522 and encodes 1173 amino acids. Gene Ontology annotation, biological process: replication fork arrest; DNA replication checkpoint signaling; DNA repair.
AUGGCUCAGACAACGCUGGACGACUGGGCGCAGGAUACUGUGAACCCAGAAGUUCGCGCUCACGUCUCUAGUCUAAUAUCUGCUCUCGGUGGUAUUGGCGAUGACGGCACGUAUGCACUCGGACACGACGCCCUGCUCUGCCUCAAGGACCUACGGAAAUGGCUGAAGUUCGCCGACGGGCAGUACAAUCGACGCGAUGUAGCACGAUGCAUGGCCGAAGCAAACUUCGUAAAGGGCGACUUGCUUGAGAUACUGGCCAAGAUAUCACCAACUGUCAUGGAAAGCGCCUGGAAGCACAAGAUUGCGGUUGCGACAUUGGAACUUCUCGUGCCUUUGACUUGGCCCAACGAGAUCGACCCCACCGAAGCGACCGUAAACCACCACCGACAUGGGCCUUAUAUCGGGCUCGCCCAAAUUGGCUACAAACGUGCUAUUCUGCAAUUCGACCGAGACAGAACCCUGCAGACUGCUGUCAAGAUCGCGCUCCCUUCUAUGGCCGUACCCCUCCGAGAACGCACACCACGAGACGAGGGUAUCAUCCGAAUCGCACUAUACUUCAUACGCAACAUCGCCAUGCUCGCGCCCCCAAACAAUGCACACAUGGACACCGACGAAGCUGAAGUCUCCCGAUCUGCAACGAUUGAUACUUUCCACGAGCAGGAUAUAUUCCAGGUCAUUCUGAGUAUCGCGUCAAGCAUCGGGGAGGACUUUGUUACCCAAGACGUCGUAAUCCUCGAAAUCCUGUUCUUCUUGCUCAAGGGCAUCGAUGCUGAGAAGCUGUUCAUGGAAGAUAAGAAGCUUAACACUAAGAACACGGACGAGCUCAAGGGCUUGAUCCAGAAGGAAAAGGCCAUGCUUGCAGGGUACGCUCGCAAUGCACCAACCCGGCACAACCGAUUCGGAACGAUGAUCUGGAUGAAGAGGGACGACGAGAAGGUCACUACGAUAUCUGGGCAGGAUGUACUAGGCAAGGCUCAGGCUAGCAUGCAGAAGAUGGACGAUACAAAGAAGUGGAACAAACCCAGACGGCCCGGGAAGAAGCAGGCCGAUGAAGAGAGAGAGGAGUUUGAUCUUCCGGUACCACUGACUUCUUCUGCGCGGAAACAUAUCAAAGCGUUCGUCGAGGAGUUCCUCGACUCGUCCUUUAACCCUCUAUUCCUGCAUCUGCGGAAAGCUAUCGAGCGCGAAACGGAGCGUGUGGAAACACGACACUCCAGGCAGUUCUUCUACCUCGUAUCGUGGUUUCUGCGAGCAGAGUGCGCACGGCGGAGGACGAUGAAGGAGAGGGCCGCAGACCCGAAGAGUCCUGAAGUUCUGUCUGCUGAAGAUGAGAGCUACGGACUAGUGGCUGAAGUCAUGAAUCAGGAGACUUUCAUCCUACUCAACCGCUUCAUGCAGAAGAGUCAGGACGAGAAGGCAUGGCGAGACCUGAACGCCGGGCUGAAAUGCUUCACGCAAAUCUUGCUCACUGUGCAUGAGAUGUCCGAGUCGGGCCUUGAGGAAGACCAAGAGAUUGCCGAGAACAUUCAAAACCGUAUCUUCUACGAAGAAUCAACACAUGACAGGAUAGUCAUGAUCCUGAGGUCAUACAAAGAUCAAGGCUUUGGCUACCUUGAUGCAGUCACGGAGCUUUCCCAUGUCUUCUUGCGGAUGCUCGAGCGCUAUGCAAAGCAGAACGUUGACAUGCAAAUUCGAUCGAAACGACGAGCCCGAAAGAUCAAGAAGAAGAAAGCGGAAAAGCAGGGCGAAGACGGAGAGGAAGAGGGUAACGUUUCUGAGACUGAAGACCUCCAACAAGCCCAAAAGACGGUUUCUGAACGCAAGUUCGAUUUCAUGAAGUUCUCGGCGAAGUUUGUGAACCAAAGUAGCGUUAACACGUUCGUUGCCUUUGCCAAGUACUUCAGCGACCUCGAUACUGAGCAGCUCAAGCGUGCGCAUCGCUUCUUUCACCGUGUCGCUUUCAAGAUGGAGCUUGGUGUCUUGCUGUGCAGGGUGGACAUCCUGGCGCUUUUCAACAAGAUGAUGAAAGGUCCAGGUGGUCUUGAUCCAGAGUCGCCAGCUUACAGAGAGUGGGAUGAUUUUGUCAAACACUUCUUCAGGCAGGUUGUAAAGAGAGUACAAGAGAGGCCAGAGCUGGUAGUCGAGAUGCUGUUCGACAAGAUCCCUGCAACCAUCUUCUUCCUUGAGCACGGAUUUGAUCGCGAGAUACACACUCGAGCGCCACGAGCUCCGGCAGAGCUUGAGGUCAAACCUGGAAUGGAGCUACCUGAUCAGAUUGGUGUCGCUGUUGGUGUUCUUGUUAAUCAGUCAAAGUCGGAUGCUCUCCGCUGGGUACGAGACGUGCUCACAUCAGCAGCUGAAGAGCGCAAGGCGUGGGAAGAGGCAGCUGAAGCACAAAAGGCGUUGGUGGGUGACGUAGAGGAGCGUCCAGAAGGCGAGGCACCUGAGAACGCAGACACUGAAACCUCGAAGCCGCCAUCGAUCUUCAUCAAGCAUGAUACCGAAGAACGCCGCGUCGCUAUGUUCAAAGAUAAUAAAUUACGACUGCUCAUGAACCUAGUCGGUUUCGAGAGAUUAGGAGAACAUCACGAUCCGGACGCUUCAUGGAUCAUACCUUCAUCCCUUACCUCAACGCAAUUACAAGAAGCCAUCGAUCUCAUUCGCAAGUAUGAAUUCGAUCCUCCAACAUAUGAGGACGGCAAAGCGCCAGAAGAUUUGCUACGUAGCAAGGCUGCAUCCGCUCGACGCUCCACUCGUCGGGCUGAGUUUGAUGAUGACUCUGACGGCAUAGACCGCGACGAGGAAGAGGACCAUGGAGAGUAUGCCAAGGGUGGUCCCACUGAGAGAGAUGCAGACGCCCCUCGCAAGACACUGAAGCGACGACGCCGAAGGAAUAGUCCUGUGGAGCUUGACGACGAAGAGAAGGACCGCAGAGCCGAAGCACGUCGCAAGAAGGAAAUCGAGAAGCAAGCCAAAGCAUUAAGUACCAUGUAUGUGCAUGACUCAGACGACGAGGACUGGGACGCUGAGAAGGAUGCCGCUUUCUUCGCGCGAGAACAGGCGAUCCGCGAGGAAAACAUGAAGGUCUUCAAGAAGUCGCUUGUACUUGGAACCGUGGAGCCAGUCGCAUCCAAAAAGCGAAAAGCUGAUGCACCGGCCAAGAAGAGCAAGAGGAGAAAAAGUCCACCGAAACGGAAAGCGCCAUUCGCCGAUAGUGACGACGAUAUGGAAGAUGCAGAGAGCAGUCAGGCUCCUUCCGUGGUUGAUGGUAAUGAGGAGGAAGAUGAGGAUGAAACUACAGAUACGCCACUUUCAUCGCAGAACGCUGGGGCAGCAGCAGCACUUAGUGACGCGGACACGCCCAGGAAGCCAGCGAGUGAUACCGCGACGAAGAGCAGCGAUGCUGCAAUGCCAGACGCAGAUUCAGAUGACGAUGAUGACGACGAUGCACCGGUAGCGCGUAGACCAGCGGCGGCGCGCAAUAUGAGGGCUGGCUUUAUCGUUGACAGUGACUCGGAGUAA